UUUCACAGCAAGUUUCCAUUUUUAAUCCCCCAUUACUACCGAAUGACCUCAUCAAGUUUCAACAACAACAGUAUCUCAAUCUUGGUCUCAGAUGAGGAAUCCGAUGAACUCGGCCGAAAGCGAGUCCGAGCCUGGAGGAAACGCAAGAAACAUGGUCAUCAGCGACCCAGGAACGAGUUGAACCAGCGUCUCAUCCGUUUGUUCGUCAAAUACUGGAUGUUCCUCAUAUUCCUUCCUGCCGCGGUGCUGAUCAUUUUCGAGGUAACUAGCAUUGGUAGAAAACCCGGAUUGGUCGCCAACGCGGAAGUUAAUGAAGUGAAAAAACCCAAUUUGAUGGGUAACUCAGAACUUACUAAACUGAAGGAACCGACUCAAGGGAACAAAUCCGGCCGCAAUUUGAACCGGCUCGAUCCAAUCACUCAUGUUGUCGGCGGUGUUAGAGAACCUUGCUUGAAGCUCUUACCAGCUGAGGAACUUGAGCAUCUGGAUAUUCCUGACGAUGAAGAAUCUACUAGUUCUAUUCCUGUCAAAAAAUUGGUGUAUAUCUCAGACGAUGAAACGUCUUAUGGUGGGGGGAACUCUACCUUCUCUUGGCAGCGUACAAAUGGCAGUCGAUUUAAUUUAUUCACUGGAAACCAAACCUUUGAUGAGAGAGAGAGAGGUUUUAAGGUGAGUGAAACUGUUGUUCUACAUUGCGGGUUUUUUAGUCCAAAUGGUGGUUUUGAAAUAUCGGAUAGAGACAAGAGCUAUAUGCAAACUUGCAAAAUUGUGGUUUCUACUUGUGCUUUUGGAGGUGGAGAUGAUCUUUAUCAGCCUAUAGGAAUGUCACAGACAUCUCUUAAAAAGGUUUGCUAUGUUGCAUUUUGGGAUGAAAUUACGCUUGCAGCGCAGGAAUCACAGGGCAAUAAGAUCGGUGAGGAUGGACUGAUUGGAAAAUGGCGUAUUGUGAUUGUACGUAAUCUGCCUUUUGUAGACCAGAGGUUGAAUGGUAAAAUUCCUAAGAUGUUGCAGCAUCGACUCUUUCCUCAUGCAAAGUACUCUAUUUGGGUGGACUCGAAAUCCCAAUUCAGGAGGGAUCCUCUAGGUGUAGUGGAAGCUCUUCUUUGGCGUGGGAAUUCAGUUCUUGCAAUUUCGGAGCAUGGAGCUCGUAGUAGUGUCUAUGACGAGGCAAAGGCUGUCGUCCGAAAACACAAAGCUACACCAGAAGAAGUUGAGGUUCAAAUGACUCAGUAUCAUGAGGAUGGACUUCCCAAGGACAAGAGAUUUAAUGGAAAGAAAGCUCUAAAUGAAGCCUCUGUCAUUGUGAGGAAGAAUACACCUUUGACAAAUAUGUUCAUGUGCCACUGGUUUAAUGAGGUGGUUCGUUUCACUUCAAGGGAUCAAUUAAGCUUUCCAUAUGUUCUUUGGCGGUUGAAAGUACUAAAGAACAUCAAUAUGUUCCCGGUCUGCACACGCAAAGAUCUUGUUAACAGCAUGGGCCAUAUACGCAAGGCUAAGCCUUUAACAAAUUAAUCUUAUUGUUUCAGUACCACUUCAACUUCUUGAUUAUCACUUAACAGAUGCUGGGGGAAAAUGGGGAUUAUUUCAACUUUUGAUUGCUUUAUUAUCUCCUUGUAUGUUUUGUAGGUGGCAUCGGGCAACUGAGCCUACCUCCUUAUCUAUUUCUCUUUCGAGUCUUCAAUUUGUUUAUUAUUUUAUGACGAAAAGAUUCAUUAUUCUUUUGGUUAGAAGAAAUUGUUAUACCUGAAAUUUUGUAUCUUUGUAUGUAGAGAUCUGAUUGUAAGACUUUUUCUUACCUUCAUUUACUCUAGCGUUGAUUGUGUUGUAGUUUCUUGAUCACAAAUAGAUUUUUUUGUCUCUCAACUGAUCAUAUUCACAAGUUAUUCUCCACACCUGCUUACUUGAAUUCUACUAUCUAGCACCAUUGCCUAUCUAUAUAGAUAAAUAUCAUGUAGAGCGGCCGCCAAAGAUAUAGGGUUCAUUUUAGAACAAAACUUGAUCUCUUCAGUGCAUCAUAAGGUAA
Hibiscus syriacus is the source of this 2023-nucleotide messenger RNA. RefSeq lists its product as uncharacterized. NCBI's taxonomy places the organism in Eukaryota, Viridiplantae, Streptophyta, Magnoliopsida, Malvales, Malvaceae. The record is from RefSeq and is a predicted model, not a curated record. The transcript is spliced from 6 exons. Bases 43 to 1512 code for a protein of 489 amino acids.